Molecule: messenger RNA, 1620 nt
Organism: Penicilliopsis zonata CBS 506.65
Lineage: Eukaryota; Fungi; Ascomycota; Eurotiomycetes; Eurotiales; Aspergillaceae
Exons: 4
Coding region: 1-1620 (539 amino acids)
Biological process (GO): transmembrane transport
Molecular function (GO): transmembrane transporter activity
Source: RefSeq, a predicted model, not a curated record
AUGGCUCCUGCGCCUAUUGAGCGGACACCGCUGCUGAAAGCGGCGCUCAAAGACGAGCAGUCGCACGUCCUGGGCCCUCGCCAGCUGCUGAUCGUCUUCCCCGCGCUGGCCCUCGUCCAAUUCAUCUCCCUGCUCGACCAGACAGCUGUCUCUACGGCGCUUCCGGCUAUUGCUGACCGGCUGCACACGGGCUCGAGCAUUUCCUGGGUGGGCGCCAGCUUCCUGAUCUCCAGCACGAGUGUGCAGCUGGUCAACGGCCGGCUGUCCGACAUCUUUGGUCGUAAGGCAUGUCUUAUCGCCGCCCUGGCGGUGAUGGGGCUGGGGAACACGCUGUCUGGCUUUGCACGCACCCCAAUGGAGCUGUAUGCCACGCGGGCGAUCAGCGGGCUGGGCGCUGGGGGCAUCAAUGCUUUGGUACAGGUGACCAUCUCGGACAUCUCAACUUUGGAACAACGAGGGAACUAUUUUGGUAUCAUCGGUAUCUUUGUCGCUCUGGGAAACGGGUUAGGUCCUGUUAUCGGCGGCGUCUUGACCGGGGAGGCUUCGUGGCGAUGGGUGUUCUGGUCCAUCAGCCCAAUGGCUGCGCUGACGAUUAUCAUUCUACUACUGGCUCUUCCCCCAUCGCGAGUGGCCGGGGAUAUCUGGACCAAGCUGAAGAUGGUGGAUUGGCUAGGGGUUCUUGUCAGUCUUGUGGCGGUAGUCUUGAUAUUGAUUCCUGUCUCUCAAGGUGGCUCAAAUAUCCCUUGGAGCUCACCUAUGGUCGUCGCCAUGCUGUCAGCCGGUGUUGCGCUCUGUGUAGCCUUUGUACUGCUGGAAUGGCGUGUUGUCCGGCUGCCCAUCAUACCAAUGCACCUGUUUACCAGUGGGUACUCAGCCAACAUUCUGCUGGCGCAGAACAUUGCCAUCGGCUGGGUGUACUGGGGUAAUCUCUUCUACCUGCCCCUGUACUUUCAGAACGUGCGCGGCUGGGACCCGAUCAAGGCCGGCACUCUUAUUCUGCCUAUGGUCAUCGCGCACGGUAUUUUUUCUGGUCUAAGCGGGUUCUUGGUCUCUUGGACGGGGCGAUACUGGCCCGUCAUUGUCACCGGCGCUGCCGUUUGGACAGUCACCACCGGCUGCAAGGCGCUGUACACCCAGCACACUCCAGUCUGGGUGUUUGUCGUUCUGGGCAUCUUCGACGGCUUUGGCAUCGGUUUCUGCUUCCAGCCGGUGCUUGUCGCCCUUUUGGCCAAUUCCAACAAGGCGGACUGUGCAGUCAUGACAGGGUUGAGGAACUUUCUUCGCGCCAUGGGAGGAGCCGUUGGAAUUACAGUAUCCGGUGCCAUCCUGAGUAACGUGUUACAGUCCGGUCUCCGCGACAGGUUUCCUCCCGAAGUAAUCGCCGGGCUGACCUCCAACGUGCUCGACCUGCCGCGCACCAACCUCUCGGAAGAAGACCAACAGCUCAUUCUAUCCGUGUACAUGCGCGGGCUUCACGCGGUAUUUGUCUCGUACGCGCCUCUGAUUGGCCUGUGUUUCCUGUCGUCCUUGCUUGUGACAAAUUAUCCUGUUGGCAGGAAGGUGAUGUCGGAGCGGCAGAGGCAGAAGCAGCCUGAUCGGGGGGAUGAGCCAGUGAACUGA